Molecule: messenger RNA, 1106 nt
Organism: Daldinia loculata
Lineage: Eukaryota; Fungi; Ascomycota; Sordariomycetes; Xylariales; Hypoxylaceae
Exons: 5
Coding region: 206-991 (261 amino acids)
Source: RefSeq, a predicted model, not a curated record
UUAUAGCCACUCACGUUUAAUCGACGCUUGUGUUCAGCUACAUAUCUGUCUUACAGAUAUCCAACUUCUUUCGUCGACAUGUCACAUAGUAGGGGAAACGACGACUUUCGCAACAUUCAUCUCCAACAUCAGCUUCUUUCUCAUCGAAAAUGUAGCUUCAAAUUCAUCUUAAAGCAAUAAGACCCGAUCUAUUAUACUGUGCAAGAUGAAUAUAUUUUUCAACAACAGGAGAGAUAUUGCGUUACGGAAUGCUACUGUUUACGCACAAUGGUUCGGCGUUCUAUCAGCCAUCUCUUUCGUAUUGACUAGAGUCUUUUGGAUCACCGCAUACGAUGAUUCUAACAGGGACUUCCGAAAAUACGAAAUAGCGGUUAGAUUAUUAGAUAUGAUCUUCUUCUCGUUCUGUCUAUUUUUAAUGGAGACUCCUCCUAGCUCCCGUCGCUGGCGUUUGUCCUUCGGUAUCAGUCUGUUUUGGUGCUUCGCCCGUGCGAUGAUCGACUUCAUGUUAUCUAUGUCAGGUUUUUCCCAACGAGAUGGGCCGGGAACUCUUGUGAUAGUUUUCGGCAGUUUUAUAGGGCUAUCGCUGUACUUUACAGUGGCUGGUACUAUACUUCUCAGAGGCGAAUCGGAGGACUUCUACUCUUGCCGCUCCCGAACACUGUUCUACGCGGGAUAUACGUACUCCCUAGCUGCCGGGGGCCGCGGAAGACCCUUCGAUCCCCCUUAUACCUGCACUAUAUCGCCUCUCUGGUUUCUUCGCCCGGGACGGGUCUUUGCAUUGGGAUGGUGGUUCCGUGUAUCGCAGUGCAUCGAGUUGGCAGAGAUCUUCUCGGCGCUGGCAUAUUUCGUUGCGUAUUGGGCUGGGCACGAGUACGUGUUCACACGAACACUCGGAGGCCCUGGUGUUGAGCUUAUGCCGCGGGUUACCACUGGACUGGCACCACGGGAUGAAUCUAUCGGGCAGGAUGAGGGGAGAAGUAUGUUGUCUUGAUUAUAUUGCGCGACAAUAAGAUGGUUUUAACUUGGACGACGGUAUUACAUUAGUAAAAUAAAAAUAAAAAUAGAAUAAAAAAGAAUAAGAGGAAAAAAUAACGUACAAAAAAGUU